AUUUUGCUCAUUUACUCAUUUGCUCAUUUUGUAAUAAAAGUGUGCUUAUUUUCUUAAAUGAGUAGAAAUGUUUGCUCAUUUGCUCCGCCUAAUUUUAAUUUAAUCCUAUAUGAGUAUGACAACCCCUCUCUUUUACCCCAUUUUACAACUCUUACCCCAAUUUUAAACCCCACAAUAAUAAAUACAAUUACAAACUCAUCUUCUUCAUUUUUUCCAUGGCUUCCUCACUUUUUUUCCUUUAUUUUUUCCUCCUUUUUUCUCUCUCCUCCUCUUCCUCCCAUCACAACAACCACCAUCAUGUUAGUUCCGGCGAUGUUCAACCACCUAUUGCUGCAAUUCGACAAGCGUGCAGGGCAACUCGGUUUCCUGACACGUGCCAGUCCAUGUUAACCCAAGUGGGUUGGGCCAAGCCCGACCCAAGCCCGGUUGAUGUUAUUCAGUCUGCCCUUCAAGCUUCGGCCCAGAGUCUGAAAACGGGCCAGUCCAUGGUCCAACAAAUUCUUGACUCCUCGGCCCAUAACCUCAAUCGCUCUCGUGCCGCCAAAACGUGUCUUGAGGUUCUCGGGAACUCCGAGGUCCGUACUUCCGCCGCCAAGGAUGCUCUCUCACGUGGCAAGCUAAGGCUAAGGGACGCACGUGCAUGGGCUAGUGCCGCACUUUGCUACCAAUAUGACUGCUGGUCAGGUCUCAAAUACGUGAAUGGCUCGUCGGAGGUGAACUCGACGAUGUCGUAUUUCGACACCGUGUUGAUCGCCUCCACCAGCAAUGCGCUCAGCUUGCUACGAGCACUAGACGCGCUGGGUCCCAACCCGGCCGCAUGGACACCUCCCCGCACAGAGCGGAACGGGUACUGGGAGCCUGUUGUCGGAGGGACCGAGUUUAAAUUCGGUUCGCUUUCGAGUUAUACUACGGAGGUGGACGUGACGGUGUGUGGGGGUGGAGGGUGUAAGUACGGGAAGAUUCAGGAGGCAGUGGACGAGGCGCCGGAGAAUUUGGAAGGAGGGAAGAAGUAUGUGAUCAGGAUUAAGGAAGGGGUUUAUGAUGAGAUAGUAAGAGUGCCGUUUAAUAAAAAGAGUUUAGUGUUUUUAGGGGAUGGCAUUGGUAAAACUGUCAUUACUGGUUCGUUAAACACUGGCUUGUUGGGGAUCACUACAUAUAAUACUGCUACUGUCGGUGUCCUUGGUGAUGGAUUCAUGGCCAGUGGCCUGACAAUUCAGAACACGGCGGGGCCGGACGCCCAUCAAGCUGUAGCCUUCCGUUCAGACAGUGAUUUCUCCUACAUCGAAAACUGCGAGUUCCUUGGUAACCAGGACACCAUCUACGUCCACGCCCUCCGGCAAUUUUUUAAAUCAUGCCGUAUUGAAGGAAAUGUCGACUUUGUCUUUGGGAAUGCAGCUGCCAUCUUCCAGGACUGCACCAUCCUAAUCCGUCCCCGCCAAAGCAAACCUGAUAGUGGUGAGACCAAUGCUAUAUCGGCCCAUGGGAGAACUGACCCUGCUCAAACCACAGGGUUUGCCUUUCUGGGGUGCCUCAUAAAUGGAACAGACGAGUACAUGAAACUGUACCACGGCAAGCCUAGCAAGCACAAGAACUAUUUAGGAAGGCCGUGGAAGUCAUAUUCUCGGACUGUUUACAUCAAUUGCACUAUGGAAGCUCUCAUCAACCCUAGUGGAUGGCUUCCAUGGAGUGGUGAUUAUGCACUUUCUACUCUUUACUACGGGGAGUUUGGGAAUUCGGGUUUAGGUGCGGAUUUGUCUAACCGAGUCCCUUGGAGUAGACAAAUUCCUGCUGAACACAUCUCUACCUUUUAUGUACAGAAUUUUUUACAGGGUGACGAGUGGAUCACAACAGCUUCUUGAUUUUGACGAGCUUUAUAAAUGUUGUUAUUGGAAUAUAGUAGUUGUAGGGAAGAUGAUGUACUUGCAUCUCAUACACGUCGCUGAAGUUGAAAUAUCACAGUUUUAGGUGAGAUUGAUCCUUCGGCUCGUGACAUUCCUUAGUCUCAUGACAUUUCUCUAGCGCCCGAGUUUCUCAGUGCCUGUGUACAUAUUUGUCUCUUCUGAUUGGAAAGGAAAAAAAAAAAGAAUUAUAUGAGUUGGAAAGAACUUCAAGCAUAUUGAAGCAGAAGAAUCGAAGUUUUGAUGUGUUAGGCUGUUUUGGUAGUUAGUAAUACUUAAUACCCAAACAAAUUCCUCACCAAGAGGCAUAAGGGAAUAUGGUACAUCUAGACGACAAAAAAACACUUGCAACAUUAGCUCCAUAAGAGUUGAGGUGUUCAUAUAUUUAUACAACAUAGUUAUUUGACUGU
This is a messenger RNA of Beta vulgaris subsp. vulgaris (sugar beet), 2308 nucleotides long. Its product is annotated as probable pectinesterase/pectinesterase inhibitor 51. Lineage: Eukaryota; Viridiplantae; Streptophyta; Magnoliopsida; Caryophyllales; Amaranthaceae. Gene Ontology annotation, molecular function: pectinesterase activity; pectinesterase inhibitor activity. Gene Ontology annotation, biological process: cell wall modification. The record is from RefSeq and is a predicted model, not a curated record.